Australozyma saopauloensis is the source of this 969-nucleotide messenger RNA. RefSeq names its product dolichyl-phosphate beta-glucosyltransferase (gene ALG5). Lineage: Eukaryota; Fungi; Ascomycota; Pichiomycetes; Serinales; Metschnikowiaceae. The record is from RefSeq and is a predicted model, not a curated record. The transcript has a single exon. Gene Ontology annotation, cellular component: endoplasmic reticulum membrane. The coding region runs from base 1 to 969 and encodes 322 amino acids.
AUGUCGUGGCCUGUGAUUGCUGCAUCAAUCCUCAGUACGCUUCUAGCGUUAUUGUAUGGAACAGUUCUUAUAUUUUCUCAUCUACCACGAGUGCCCACUCCAUCUGAGGGGAAGUAUAAAACUAACAAUGGUGAAGGUGCUGUGAACGAUCUACCACCUCGAGGCUCCUCUAGAAAAAGCAAAGCAGACGACUCUUCUCUUGAAUUGACCGUAGUGGUGCCUUCUUAUAACGAGACUGGUCGCUUAGGUAAAAUGCUUGAAGAGUCUGUAGCAUACUUGGAAGAUCAUCACAAAGGUGACUACGAGAUUCUCAUUGUAGAUGAUGGCAGCAAAGAUCACACUGAUGAGUUUGCAUUGCUGGAGGCUACUCGGUUGGGCCUCCCACCCCAUGUGGUGAAGGUAGUUCUGCUCUCUAAGAAUAGAGGUAAAGGUGGGGCUGUCACCCAUGGCAUUCUACAUGGAAGCGGCAAGUAUCUUCUUUUUGCUGAUGCUGAUGGUGCUACGCGUUUCAGCGACAUGGAGAAAUUGCUACUGUUUGUGAAACUGGAGAAAGGCCCUGUGGUAGCGAUCGGGUCUCGUGCUCACAUGGUGAAUACAGACGCAGUGGUGAAGAGGCUGUUGAUCCGGAACUUUUUGAUGUACGGUCUUCAUGCCUUGGUGUAUACCUUUGGUAUUAGAAAUAUUCAGGACACUCAGUGUGGGUUCAAGAUGUUCAACCAAGAGGCCGCCCGGAUGAUAUUUCCUCACAUGCAUACAGAGAGAUGGAUUUUCGACGUUGAAGUUUUGUUGUUGGGAGGACUUCAAAAUAUCACAAUUAGAGAGGUCCCUGUGAAUUGGCAGGAGAUUGAUGGCUCCAAGGUGGACUUGGCCAGGGACCUGAUCCAGAUGGCCAUUGACUUGGUGGUGACCCGGAUGGCGUAUCUUAUGGGAAUUUACAAACUCGAUGAAUGUGGCCGCAAGAGUGGGUAG